This is a messenger RNA of Fomitopsis serialis, 1101 nucleotides long. RefSeq lists its product as uncharacterized. Bases 1 to 1101 code for a protein of 366 amino acids. The transcript is spliced from 14 exons. The record is from RefSeq and is a predicted model, not a curated record. Lineage: Eukaryota; Fungi; Basidiomycota; Agaricomycetes; Polyporales; Fomitopsidaceae.
AUGAAGAAUGAGAGCCUGAGGGAAAAAGGGAACAUAUUGUAUGAAAUGAGAAAGGAAGAACUUGCUGGGGAGACUCCUCAGCACGCAUUCUGCUCCACUGCUCCAGUGAACACAAAGGGGAACCUUCAGUACUUCGACAUCCCAUUCAACUUCAAGACAGACAGAGACACAGCAAUUCACAGCAGAAAAGUUGUGUGCAGCAUACCAAAUGUCCAUGUUGUGACAUUCAUCUAUAUGCACAGCAAUGUGCAAGUUGGAGAUCUGUAUCAUGCGAGAGAUCUGUAUCAUGCGAGAGAUCUGUAUCAUGCAAGUAAGACAGUGUCAUCAAUAGAGGAUCUGUACCAGGCCACGCAGGCAUCUGGACCUGCUGUCAAGACAAAGUCUUCUGUAACAGAGACUAAGCCUGUAGUUGCCAAACGACAAUUCAAGCUUGUCGGCUCUGGCAAGAAAGCUCAGGCUGCUAAGAAGGCUGUGUCUCUGAUUGAUGAUGAGGCUGCUGGUAGUGAUGAUCAGGAGAGUGAUGCUGAGGAGGGUGAUGUCACCAAUGAUAGUGAGGAGGAGAGUGUUGAGGCUGUUGAGGACAUAGAGGAGGAUACGGAUGACGAGGUAGUGGUUGUUGAGGUUCCUAAAUCAGCUAAGAAGCCCCGUGGAAAGCUCACAAGGAAACCAUCUGUGUUGGAACUGUCUCAGUCCAGCCCUGACUGGGACAAUGACCUGAUUGGCUUAACUCCACAGAGCCCUGUCAAGUGGUUUGUGCAGUCACACACAAGGGCAGGUCUCACAAGAAGCGGUAAAUACCUAGAAAUAUUGUGCAGUGUCAUAUGUACUAACUGUGGGUUAAGCGAUGAGCAUCCAAGCCCAGGCGAUGAUGACAGUCUGACUGCCUCCCCAACAAAGAAGCCUCGAGGGACAGUUGCCAAGGGCAAGGGCAAGGCAAAGCAGGAUGCCAUUAUUUCUGAUGCUGAGGAGAAUGUGUUCCUUGACAGGAAAUCCAGCAGCAGUAGUGACAUGUACAUCGGGAAGCAGAGUCUUGAACCAGUUGUAGAAGUAUCUGAGGCAAAGAGCUCAUUGAAGAAGAAGAAGGGCAAGGAUGUUGUGUAG